ACUCCCACCCUGAGGGUGGAACUUCAACAAGGGGACAGAGACCUCCAGGACUGGGUAGAGGCAGUGCCCUGGGUAGGUCUGCAUGGACAUCCCCAUCAACAGCAGAGACUUCCACUGUCUGCAGCUGGCCUGUGUGGCCCUCGGCCUGGUGGCCGGCAGCAUCAUCAUCGGCGUUUCCGUGUCCAAGGCCGCAGCUGCUGUGGGCGGUAUCUUCCUUGGUGCUGCCGGGCUGGGUCUCCUCAUCUUUGCCUACCCCUUCCUGAAGGCUCGGUUCAACCUGGACCACAUUCUGCCUUCGAUAGGUGACAACCAGGGGUCUCAUCCUGCAGGGGGCCUGAGAAUCCACCCUAACCCAGGGCCAGACCAUGGAGAGGGAAGAUCCAACACCAAUGGCAAUAAAGAAGGAGCCCGCAGCAGCCUGUCCACUGUGAGCAGGACCUUGGAGAAGUUGAAGCCAGGAGCCCGGGGAACUGAGGAAAGCUAAGGGGCUGCGCCUGCCCUGUCCACCCUUCCUGCCUGCUACCCCUGUCUCAGAGCCCUCUUGGGUCCAAGCUGGAAGAUCCAAGCCAGAGAUGGAGACACCAGACCUGCAUUUGCCUCCAGCCAAGGCUCUUCAGAACAGAUUCCACGGCCUUGCUACAGGUCCCAUGGGGCUCCCUCAUUUUUCUCUCAUCACUUGGCUUUUCCUUCUGGACUUCAGCUCAGCUUUGCUCCCUUUUUGAUCCCCUGAUUGAUUCCUCUGGAAUUUGAGGCCCAGAACCCCAACCCCAGAGAGGUCCCAGUCCCUUGCGUCAUUCUGGCCACCAAAGCUAACCACAGGCCCAGAGGAACCACACACUGGGCCCCCCGCUGAACCCUUUAGCCCCCACAGCCUGGCUCUGUGUUUUUGAAGCUAGAUGGUAGGAAUGAGACCAGAUUCCUUUCAAAAUGGCAAAUCCUGGGCAAUUCCUCAGGGAUAGGCCUUGAGUGGUGAAUCACAGGAGCUAUGCUCAUGCUUGGAAGAGAGGGACUCAAGGAGGGACAGACACAAGCAGAAUGAUCACCACUAUGACAGGAAUCAAGGUGAGCCACUGACCUAGCAUGGGAUCAGAGAAGGCAGGCGACACCCCAGCUGAGCCCUGUCCUGGGAUUCUUGCUGUUUGACUCUACCACUCAGGGCUUUGCACGCUGAGGCUCCUCUCUCCCAGCCUCCCGCCACUCCUUCAUAAGCUAAAUACUUGCUGCUUUGGGGCCUUGGCUUUAUCCUGCAGUGCUCCCUGUUCCCACUGCCUAUCAGCCUCCCCCCCUACUCAAAGCCCCUAGCCACACCUACUCUUCAUCCCUUCCACCAGCCUGUGUCGCCCUCUCUCUUGAUACCUGCAGGUAGGCUCAAAGUCUUUUUCACAAAGCAAUUAUUAUGUCUAAACAUAAUGAUUGUCUACUGAAUGUUGUCCCUUUUCCAGUCCUAGUACAGGACAGGACACACAGUGAGGGCUCAGGACACUUGGCGGGUGUCAACGCUUAAGUUCAGAGGGAAGGUAAUCCCCUAGGCUUUUCUUGAAAGUCACACAGGGCACUAUCACAGGGCUUGGAGCAUAGAGGCCCAAGUGCUCCUUGCUCCUCUCCUGCACUUCUAGGUGUUGCUUGGCUUUCACAACACUGCUUGGGCCCUAUAGAGACAUCUGCUCCAUGUGGCCUCUGUCAUGGUUUGACAGAAGACAAGCUAGAAUAGUCUCAUUCUUCCAGGAUCAAUGAAGAUGACUCUUCUUCUUGGAAGCAUCCCCAGACUUCACUGAGCUCCCACAGCCCUUGAGCUUCCCUCUGAAUGUCUCUGGUCUAUUUACCACCCCACCCUGCCUUCAGAGUGGGAGCUGAGGGUUAGGCACACAGAAGGCACCUCGUGAAUGUUGAAAAACCAAACCCAAGGGAUGUAGCUCAGUGGUUCUGGUGCCUGCCUCCCAAGCGGAAGGACCCAAGUUCGAUCCCUGGUACCAAAAAAAAAAAAAAAGCCCUCCAAAGCCUUUGUUCUAGAGAAUGCUCCAAGUUCAUUUCAUUAUCGCUGCCUGCUGAAAAACCAAACCAAAAGUGGCAGAGCACAUCUCAUUGUACAAAUGGGAAAGCGGAGACCCCUCAGGAGUAAGCACUGGUCCUGUCCCCCAGGGCAAGUCAUGAAGCCAGGCCUUGCAUUCAGGUCUCCUCUCUCUCUCUCUGCACCCAAGGCUCUGUCCUCCACAUAGGCCACAAGACUUAACUCCCUGACCACAGAGGGAGCCAUUGAGAAGGGACUGAAUUUCACAAGUGCUGGCCAGCAUAGAGGAUUGGUUCCUCUAGCCUAAGGGAGUCAGCAUCCUCUCUCUCUUAACCCCCUCCUCUCCGCCUCCUUUGUGCCUGCUGUCUGUCGCUUCUCCUUUCCCUCCUCCUUUUCUUCAACAGUAUAUCAUGAGCAAAUAACUCAGGCUCCUCCUGAUCAGUAAGGAAACCCUUCCUCCCAUUCACCUUCAGUCCUUACCUCAGUACCCCAAAGAGACACUCAAGGGUGGAGGAGGUGGGAGUGGAGAAUGUGAGCCUGAGCUGUGGGGAGGGUGGGUCCCCCGGGUGGGACCCCCCAUCAGCCCCUCUCAGCCAUGAUCUCCCCAAGGCAGGACGAUGGUAUCCCCAAUGGCUUGAUGGGCCAGGUAUACAGAGGUGCUGGGGAUCAGGGUGAAAUAAAUUAAAGAAUGAGCCCAGAAUGGUGGUACACCUCUGAAAUCCAGCACUCUGGGAAGCAGAAGCAGGAGGAUCACAAGUUCAGGUCCAGCCUGGGCAACUUAGCAAGACCUUGUCUCAAAAUUAAAACAUAAAAUAAGAAAAAAAUAAAUUAAGGAGUGAUCAUAUAAGAUAGCAAGAGCUUCAUUCAUUGAGGAAGAACUGGGUUAAAAGGACCCUUGAAGUGGAAUUCUUGGGGGGUGGUCCUCUCUCUUCCCUGUUGUGGAUUUCUGAAACACGCUUCCCCGCAGUGCCGGUGAAUAUCCAGACACACUCUCCCCAAGAGUAUCUCCACCCUGAGACUGACCACCCCGCAUCACAGAGUGGGCCAUGUGAGAGCCCUGCCUUCUCUCCCCAUCAGGUUUGGAGAAGAGGGGAGGUGGGGGCAACCUGGUGGGGCUGGUACAGUAGAGUGGCUGUAAAACCCUCCAAUGUCCCAGCAUGGACACGGUAUAUGGACAGGGACUUCCAGCAGUCUGUUCAGUAGAGGAGAUCGGUUCUGUCCAGGAACCAUGAUCUGACACCUGGGUUGGGCUGCGCCUACUGGGCCCUAGGCUGGGUGCUGGGAACACAACCGCAGACUCGAUGUGGAGAGUGCUUGGUCCAGGCAGCCCCUUGGAGUCACAUCUCUGCUGGACCAGACUGUAGGAGGACUGCUGUGGUUUAGAUGGUGAAUGUCCCACAAAGGCCUCAUGUGCUCUCGGGCUGGGCUUUUGGAAGGCAACCUAGCUGAUUUGCUGUUAGGAGUCAGGAUCGAUAGGAAGAAGCAGUCACUGGGGGUGUGACUGGGAAGGGUGCCUCUCCCUCCUGCGGAGCUCCUCCCUUCACUCUCUGCUUCCUGGUCUCCAGUCUCCGCCAGGCUUUCAGCCGCCCAGACCCUUCCAUCUCGACGUUUCUGUAUUUAAGCCUUGAAACACAGAUUGUAACUUCUGAACUCUGAGCCAAAUAAAGCUCUCCUCCUUCAAAUUG
Heterocephalus glaber (naked mole-rat) is the source of this 3693-nucleotide messenger RNA. Lineage: Eukaryota; Metazoa; Chordata; Mammalia; Rodentia; Bathyergidae. The record is from RefSeq and is a predicted model, not a curated record.